CACCUGGAGGCGUACUCCAACCUCGUCAGGAUCCUCUCGCAUCGCCCCUCUUCGGGCUCUUCGGCAGCCCCCCAUCGCGUCGUCCGCUCUUCGCACGUCUCUAGCAGGUGAACGGAAGGCGCGGGGAAGUCAGUUUCGCUGCAACAUGGCUCCGGUGAGUGAUUCCUGCGCGGAAAAAUCCGAGUGAUCGAGUGCGUUCCCGUCCUGUGCGAGCGUCGAAGUCUCCAUUUCCAGUGCGAUGUUGCACAACUAUAAGGCCAUGUAUCGGCCGAAUUUCUACGAGAGCACCUGUCUGCGGUGCAACGAGACCGUGUACCAAGUGGACCGAGUGGGACCUUUAAAGGACUUCACGUUCUUCCACAGUGGCUGCUUCAAGUGCGCGGUUUGUGGCACCAAGUUGACGCUCAAGACCUACUACAACAACCAGCACCGGCAGGAGGACAAGGAGGUCUACUGCAACAGCCACGUGCCCAAAAUCGGGCCCGGCCACCUGGACGGCUCCUCCGUCGGCAUCCGGUCGGCGCUCAACGUCCCCAAGUCCACCAAUUUCGUCAACGAGCAGAUCCGGGGGCCGGGCAGGGGCGUCUACGAACCGGAAAUCCUCCACGUCCGCACCCAUCUCAAUGGGGGCUAUCACCAGCAGGCCUCGCCGCCGGGGUACGGCAGCGAUCGCCAGUACAGCCCCACGAAUUAUCACAAUAACCACGGGGAUUCACCCGGGUACCAGUAUGGCAGGUUCGACGCCAGUGCGCUCCAUAUCGCCCAUGCGCUCAAACAGACGGAGCUGCAAAAGUCCUACAGGAUGAACAGGGAGAAGCCCAUUGACUGCUAUUUGGACCGCGAUGAGCAAAAACGCUUAGAAAUGAAACACCGGAAAGAAGAAGACGAUUUGUACAGAAAAUUCGCCCGGCAAAGGGAAGAAGAGGAACGGCGGAUUAGGGACGAAUUCCGGGACGAAUGGGAGAAAGAAUUGGAGAGGCUAACGAACCGAUUUGAAAGGGAAAUGCAAAUGAAACGGAAACGGGACGACCAGAAUGUCCUCACACUCAGGCACCAACAAGAGAAGGAGGACUUGGAGAAGAACAUGACGCUGAGGAGGGACAAGAAGAAGGAGUCUCUGACGAGGAAAAUGCUAGAACAUGAACGAGCGGCAACGGCAGCCCUCGUCGAGAAGCAAAGUCACGAAAUGCUCGAACUCAUCAACGAAAAACGUAGUGAAUACAUGCAAGCUGAGUCCCUCUACCUAGACAGUAACGACGGCUACGUCGAGGAGCAAGUCCAGCCGUACCCCAGUCAUGCCCCAGCUCCUGCCCCACCUGCCCUCAGCAAGUACCAAGUCUACAACGAUCCGGUCGAGUUCUCCAACGUUGACCAAAUCGCGAUUUCUGUCGCCCAAGAAGACCAAAAAACCUUUACCGACUUAGUCAGACAGUUGGUCGGUAGGUGUGGCUCGGAUAUCGAAAAAGCGCGAACAAUAUUCAGAUGGAUCACCGUGAAAAAUUUAAACACAAUGUCGUUUGAUGAUAAUUUAAGAGGGGACACUCCUAUGGGGCUAUUGCGGGGGAUCAAAAAUGGUACCGAGAGCUACCAUGUCUUGUUUAAAAGACUGUGCAGUUAUGCAGGUUUACAUUGUGUAGUCAUCAAGGGGUACUCUAAAUCGGCCGGGUACCAACCUGGAGUCAGGUUCGAGGAUAAUAGGUUCCGAAAUUCCUGGAACGCGGUUUAUGUGGCGGGGGCUUGGCGGUUUGUACAGUGCAACUGGGGGGCCCGACAUUUAGUCAAUGCGAAAGAGGCACCCAAAGCUGGAAAUAAAACCAAAUCGGAUAGUUUAAGGUACGAAUAUGACGACCAUUACUUCCUGACUGACCCUAAAGAAUUCAUUUACGAAUUCUUCCCGUUGCAACAAGAGUGGCAAUUGCUCAAAAACCCAAUCACGUUGCAAGAAUUCGAGGAAUUGCCUUUCGUCAGGUCUCUAUUUUUCCGGUACGGCUUGUACUUUUCUGACCCGAAUACGAAAGCUGUGAUGUACACGGAUUCAACAGGGGCCGCGACUGUGAGGAUCGCAAUGCCGGCCCACAUGCAGGGCAGUCUCAUUUUCCACUACAAUUUGAAAUUCUACGAUAGUGAUAGUGACAGUUUUGACGGGGUUUCACUGAAACGGUUCGUAAUGCAGAGCGUGGUGGGCAACAUGGUGGCCUUCCGGGUGCACGCCCCCUGCAGUGGGGCCUUCCUGCUCGACAUUUUCGCCAACGCCGUCACCCCCAAGGAGUACCUCACCGGCGAGCCCAUGAAGUUCAAGAGCGUGUGCAAGUUCAAGAUUUGCUGCGAGGACCUGCAGACGGUGAUGGUGCCCCUGCCCGACUGCGCCAGCGGCGAGUGGGGCCCCACGAAAGCCACAAGACUGUUCGGCCUCGUGCCCAUCACGCACCAGGACGCGCUGAUCUUCGCCGGCCGGGAGCUGGAGCUCCAGUUCCGGAUGUCGCGCCAGCUGACCGAUUUCAUGGCCACUUUGCACAAAAACGGCGUCGAGGAGAAGCGCCUCUCCAAGUUUGUCUCACACAACGUGUCUGACGAUAUAGUCACUUUUAGUAUUAGUUUCCCCGAGGAGGGGCAGUAUGGGCUGGACAUCUACACCAGGGAGAUGAUGUCCGCGCUGGACACCUCGGGGGAGAAGCACCUACUCACGCACUGUUGCAAAUAUCUGAUCAAUUCGUCGAAGAGAAAUUAAGCUAACACUUGCCGGAAUAAUUGUUACUAAACUUAUUUAAUUAAAAAGUGCAAUAAUGCAAUGGCUUUUGGCCCGGUUAUAUUUUUGUAAUAACAAUUUUAUCAAAUUACCAAUAUAUUUUAUAUGAUGAUAUUUUAUUAAUGUUAUGUAAUGUUUAAUUUUAUACUUUUCGAGAGCGCAGACCGACGAGCUAAAUUGCCAAGUUACCAAAAAGCGGUACUGAAACGCCGGGUCUGUUUUAAAAACGGCUUUAAAAUAAUUCAAUAAUGGUCGUUCAAAUAAUGUACUUACAGGACAAUUAAAUAAAAUAUUUAUUUUUA
This is a messenger RNA of Tribolium castaneum (red flour beetle), 3048 nucleotides long. RefSeq names its product Hillarin (gene Hil). The transcript is spliced from 9 exons. The record is from RefSeq and is a predicted model, not a curated record. The coding region runs from base 239 to 2728 and encodes 829 amino acids. Lineage: Eukaryota; Metazoa; Arthropoda; Insecta; Coleoptera; Tenebrionidae.